Molecule: messenger RNA, 2051 nt
Organism: Penaeus monodon (black tiger shrimp)
Lineage: Eukaryota; Metazoa; Arthropoda; Malacostraca; Decapoda; Penaeidae
Exons: 5
Coding region: 404-1096 (230 amino acids)
Source: RefSeq, a predicted model, not a curated record
GCAUGAAUAGAGUAUCUUCACCGGCCAAAAGUUCGUGGUGUUCUUAGUCAUACUUUUAGCUGUUUUAGGCGUUUCUCUUGACGUGGUUUGGUUCGAUGGGGCGCCCUUUUUUAUGUGAGAAAAUUCACAAGAAAUAUCUGUUGGCUGAAAUCCACCCGGAACUGCACAUAAUUGUUUCGAGAAGUAUGGCUGACUCGUCCGACCGCGAAUUCAUAUCGUCUCUACCUGGAUGAAUAUGGAGGUUCUGGAGACUGUGAUGCCCCCAUGACCUCGAGGUCGUCCUCCUCCUCCCUCCCGGCGACGAUAUGAGAAAUACCUGCUCCGCUUCUGCCAGCGUUCAUCACAUCUACUUGGACGGUAUCUACAUCUACGCCACAUCUGCACAAUACCUUCUCCGCCCACUAUGAAGUAUUUGAUGGUGGCAGCUCUCGUGGUCAGUCUGGCGGCCUCGGAGGAGGUCAUGGCCUCGUCGCGGGGCUCGGCGCAGCCCUCGCCCGUCCAGCCCCACGCGCACACACACAGGGUACAGGACGGCGCCGCAGCUCCGCCCGCCCACCGGAAGGAGAGGGUGCGGCACGCGCAUCGCUUGCGGGAACGUUUCCACGGCAAGAGGAAGCUCCACCGCCUCCACUUCCUUGACUACCAGCAGGACACGCCCCUGCACUUAUACGAGAAGCCCCAACGUGACUCCGUGAGGGCGUUCGACCAGGCCUACUUCUGGUCCUACUCAGGAAUCGGGACGCCGAGCGACCUGUGGCAACAGGCCAUCAGGGUCCUGCCGGGCGACGGCAAGGACGCGAAACCGAAGCCCAUGGCGAUGCCGGUGACGGAGAACCUGAAGCGGGAUCCGGACCCUGUCGCCUAUUACGGCCUCCCGAAGGAGCUGAUGCCGAUCCACCCGGGAGGAGGAUCCAGGUUCGAGGACCUGGAGAAGGAGCGUCUGGAGAGAGCGAAACUGGCUCACACCAAAGACGACGGAGACGACACAGAAAACGGUGCUGGCCACGACGCGGAGGGACUCUACAGUUCCGCCGCCGCGCCCUUCCUCUCGCUCCCCGCCGUCAUCGUCGCCAGCUGCGUUAGGUUCAUUCUAUAGAUCCCGUUUACCAGACACUUUUAUUAUUCCUGAAAAGAUGUCUAAUGUUAUCGAUUUUUUAAAGCCUUUCACGGUCACGCAAGUUGAUGAAUGAAUAUUUAUUUUAUCCUGAUGAAUACGAUGAACUUUUUAAUAGGUGUUAAGCAAAAUAGAUUUAGUGCUAUGAAUAUAUUGUUGUGCCACGACACAUAGUGAUAUUGUAUGUGUGUGUAUGAGGAUGUAUGUGCGCGUGCACAUACACAUACACUAGCAUACAUUUAAACGCGCGCGCGCGCGCUUGUGUGUGUGUGUGUGUGUCUGUGUGUGUGUGUGUCUGUGUCUGUGUCUGUGUGUGUGUUCGUUUAUGCGUAUGUAUGCUUAUGGAGAGAGGAUAUAACAUAAAAUGAAUAUAAAACACCUUUUCCAUUAUUUGUAACUUCACUACGAUCUUGGAGGUCCUCAGUAUAAUCCCGAUAUCUCAUUCUUUGUGGAUCAUUCUGUGCAUAUUAUUUUUGUAAAUGCAGUUGUUUUGUGAUUUUGUUUUUGUUGAGCGAAAACAGGACAAUGUCUCUGCUAUCAUAAAAUAUGAAUUUUGCUUCCAGAUAAUAAAGCAAAUUUGUGCAUAAGUAUUGUGUGUGAGGAAUAUGUAAACAUUGUUGUUUAGUCAGUAGUGUGUAAGCAUGAAAAGCAAACGUUAUGAAAUAUCCAUCCAUAAAGUUUGAAAAUAAAAGUAGAAGCAUGAAAAUAUCAUAAUAAAUAAAUAAAUAAAUAAAAAGAAGAAAUACUAUGAUGAUAAAAAGUUAGUGUAUUUACCUGUCACACCCUGUUGUUUUUCACGGGCACAGUGUGAUUCAGAACUGAACCAUAGUUUGUACUGUUUAAGUUUUUUGUUCGAUGAUAUAUACUGCACGCACGUACACACACACACACACACACACACACUCUCUCUCUCUCUCUCUCUCUCUCUCUCUCUCUC